AUGUCAACACAAAGAACCACCCGAAAAGCUACCCACGAACAGAUCUCCAAGUCCAGAGUGGUGAAUGCAUCUAUCUUGACAUUUUUGACUGUACUCAUUUUCCUCAUAUUGUUGUAUCAUUUGGUGUGGGCUGUGCAAGUUAUGAUGUACCAACCAUAUGGUAACCUUCUCAACAACAUAGUCUAUGGACCUGGGACGUUGAUUGCCAAUGCAGGACUAAGUUCAAAAUUGAUCAAAUAUAUCAACGAAAAGUUGGUCGAAGAUAAAAUAGAGGCAGACUACAAGAAAUAUAUAUGA
Messenger RNA from Candida dubliniensis CD36, 297 nucleotides. RefSeq lists its product as uncharacterized. The record is from RefSeq and is a predicted model, not a curated record. Lineage: Eukaryota; Fungi; Ascomycota; Pichiomycetes; Serinales; Debaryomycetaceae. The coding region runs from base 1 to 297 and encodes 98 amino acids. The transcript has a single exon.